AUUCUCUCAAACUUCUCCACUUUAUUUUUCCCUUUGUCUUUUAUUUACUUUUCUUAUAAUUUUAUUAUUUUCAUAACAAGUUUUGAUUUUUAUUUGUUUUGUUUUAAUUUGGGGUUGAAAUGAAACGAGCUAAGUUCGACUCAGUAAUCUCAAUGAGUCGACUCAGAUCGAUUCAAGUCUUGAUGGGUUUGUUGUUUUUGUAUUUUUUGUUGGUUACUUUGGAAAUACCUUUGAUUUGUAGACUUGGGUUUGGGUUAGAAUCGUAUGAACUUAUUUCUACACCUUUUGAUAAUAAUUCCAAAUUUAGCAGGCUUAAUAGUGUUGGUGAGUUGAGUGGUUCGAGUCAAGAUCCAGUUUUUCCUUCAAGGGUUGUGUCAAGUAGAGCUAAAAUGGGAUUUUCAUUACCUCAUAGGAAGAUGGGUGAGUUUAAGAAAAUUUCAGGUUUCAUUUUUGAUGAGAAGGUGUUUGAUAGCUUUGAUAAAGAUGAGUUUUCUGAGCUGCAUAAAGUUGUUAGGGAUGCUUUUGUAGCUGGGAAGAAACUGUUUCAGGAUAUCGAAUCGGGGAAAGUUGGAACGGAGGUAGUGAGUCUGACUCAGAACCGGACUGAGUCGUGUCCUAACUCGGUGUCUUUGUGGGGUAGUGAGUUUGUGGCUGGUGGGAAGAUUAUGGUGAUACCUUGUGGACUGACUUUAGGGUCUCAUAUAACAGUAGUGGGGACGCCUCGGUGGGCCCACGAAGAGAAGGAUCCUAAAAUUACAUUGGUGAAGGAUGAUGAUGAGAUUGUGAUGGUUUCACAGUUUAUGAUGGAAUUGCAAGGAUUGAAGACAGUUGAUGGAGAGGACCCUCCAAGAAUACUGCAUUUCAAUCCGAGGUUGAAGGGGGAUUGGAGUGGAAGGCCAGUGAUUGAGCAGAAUACAUGUUAUAGGAUGCAGUGGGGGUCUGCUAUGAGGUGUGACGGUUGGAAAUCCAAGCCUAGUGAGGACACUGUUGACGGACAGGUGAAAUGUGAGAAGUGGAUACGUGAUGACGAUGAUCACUCUGAAGAAUCAAAGGCUACAUGGUGGUUGAAGAGAUUGAUUGGUGGGAGGACAAAGAAGGUUUCAAUUGACUGGCCAUACCCCUUUGUAGAGAACAAGUUGUUUGUGCUUACUGUCAGUGCUGGCUUAGAAGGUUAUCACAUCAAUGUAGAUGGGAGACAUAUUUCUUCCUUUCCUUAUCGUACUGGUUUUACUCUUGAGGAUGCGACGGGUCUGUUUGUUAAUGGGGAUAUUGACGUGCAUUCUGUAUUUGCUGCUUCAUUACCUUCAACACAUCCAAGUUUUGCUCCGCAGAGGCAUUUGGAAAUGUUGCCCAAGUGGCAAGCUCCGCCACUUCCAGAUGAACCUGUGGAGCUCUUUAUUGGCAUCCUUUCUGCAGGCAAUCAUUUUUCAGAGAGAAUGUCUGUGAGAAAAUCUUGGAUGCAGCAUCCAUCAAUUAAGUCUUCAAAUGUUGUAGCCCGUUUCAUUGUGGCAAUGCAUGGAAGAAAAGAGAUAAAUGUGGAGCUCAUGAAAGAAGCAGAUUUUUUUGGCGAUAUAGUUAUAGUCCCUUACAUGGACAAUUACGAUCUUGUUGUAUUGAAGACAGUAGCAAUUUGUGAAUAUGGGGUCCGUACAGUCGCGGCGAAGUAUGUAAUGAAGUGUGACGAUGACACAUUUGUAAGGAUUGAUGCUGUGAUGAAGGAAGCUAAGAAAGUCCCUAGUGGUAGAAGCCUGUAUGUUGGUAACAUCAAUUACAACCAUAAGCCCCUUCGACAUGGUAAAUGGGCAGUCACCUAUGAGGAAUGGCCUGAAGAAGAUUAUCCUCCCUACGCCAAUGGGCCUGGUUACAUCAUCUCAUUUGACAUCGCAGAGUACAUAGUUUCCGAGUUUGAGAAACACAAGCUGAGGUUGUUUAAGAUGGAGGACGUGAGCAUGGGAAUGUGGGUUGAACAGUUCAACAGCUCCAAGCCCGUGGAGUAUGUGCAUAGCUUGAAGUUUUGUCAGUUUGGGUGCAUUGAUGAUUAUUACACUGCACAUUAUCAAUCUCCAAGGCAAAUGAUCUGUCUGUGGAGAAAGUUGCUGAACCAAGGGAAACCUCAAUGCUGUAACGUGAGAUGACAAGGCAUACCCCGUUAGCUAGUGUUAGGCAAUGCUGAAAAGGAAGCUAGACAAGAUAAGUUCCCCGGGAGAGCUUGUACAUAUAGCUCGAGUAAAUUAGCCUAUCGUGCUAUUAUAUUUACUUCAUCAUUCAUUAGUUAGUUAUUUUGUUGGGACACCAGUCUUGUGCCCUAGGCUAGUUGACAUGGGAGCUUGUGAAACUGUAUGGAAACAAUGAUAACUUAAGCUCUUGGAAUAUAAAAUUCAAGGGUGAACGGCUCAUUUUCAAUGUCAUUUUGCAAUUUACAUU
Molecule: messenger RNA, 2424 nt
Organism: Solanum dulcamara
Lineage: Eukaryota; Viridiplantae; Streptophyta; Magnoliopsida; Solanales; Solanaceae
Product: hydroxyproline O-galactosyltransferase GALT6-like
Exons: 7
Coding region: 120-2135 (671 amino acids)
Cellular component (GO): Golgi membrane
Molecular function (GO): carbohydrate binding; galactosyltransferase activity
Source: RefSeq, a predicted model, not a curated record